Messenger RNA from Cornus florida, 552 nucleotides. RefSeq lists its product as uncharacterized. The transcript is spliced from 4 exons. Lineage: Eukaryota; Viridiplantae; Streptophyta; Magnoliopsida; Cornales; Cornaceae. The record is from RefSeq and is a predicted model, not a curated record. The coding region runs from base 1 to 552 and encodes 183 amino acids.
AUGACUAGUCAUCUGGGGUUGUCUUUUAUACAGAAGAUAACAACUGUUAUUCGUAUACUCGCAUAUGAUUGUGCAGCCGAUCACUAUGAUAAAUGCAGAGGAGUAUAUACGCCUACCCAUGAAGCCGAAAUAGCACGACUGCUUGAAGAAGAGGAGCAUAGAGGAUUUUCGGGUAUGUUUGGUUCUAUUGAUUGUAUGCACUGGGAGGAAAGAAUUGCCCAAUGGCGUGGCACGACGCACAUAGGGGAUGCUCUGGGUUCACACAAUGAUAUAAAUGUAUUUAAUCAUUUCCCUGUAUUCAACGGUAUCGUCAAUGGCCAAUUACCUCCGGUUAAUUAUGUAGUGAAUGGACAUCACUAUAGAAUGGGGUAUUACCUGUCUGAUGGAAAGAUGUGGAUAGUAACGCAAGGACCAAUGCGUUACUGGGAGAAAGAUGACUUGCGCCUCAUAAUGAAAACGUGCAUCAUUCUUCACAAUAUGAUCAUUGAAGAUGAGCGUCACGUAAAUGUUGGAAGAUGGACUCCGCCAACGGAGGACCGAUUCCCACUUUAA